CCUCUGUAGUAAGCGGAGUGGACUGUAGCGCUCGAGCUCCACAGAAAGUGACUCCCGCUUCAGUGACAGUACAGGCGGACAGGGGGCGGACCUGCGAGAGGAAACUUCACAGAAACAAUAGCAGUCACUCCGCUGACCUCCAUAUAACUAUUGUUAUUAAUACCAGUAAUAUUUCCUGAAGACAGUCACCUGUGACUGGUGACGGGUUGCGUCGGUGUCCAGCGCCUGGUGAAGGAAUAACGUGAGCAGGAAAACGGAUAGAACGGUGAGGUGAAGGCACGUUUGAGAAGAACAGAAGGAGGACAGUGACAAGUACGCGGACUGAGCCACAGGUAGCCCCACGUUAACUGCCGUGGCAGAAGAUAUCAAAGUGCAGGCGGGUCAUGCGGAGCGCCGCGUCGCAGUAGUAAACGGCGGGGAAGAGAAGAGGCAGCAGACCGAAGAACCGCAGCGCCGCUGCGCCGCUCCGCCGCUCCGUCUGCCGUCAGAGGGAAGAGCCACUAUGUCCCGGAGAAAGCAGAGCAAACCCCGACAGAUAAAGCGUUCCCUCGGAGACCUCGGUGGAGAGGAGGAAAACACAGCAGACAACAUCAGCCUAUCAGGAGAGGAGGGCGGAGCCUCUGACCCCGACGACUCAGCAGAGGGGGACAGCUCCAGCCCCCCUCCUUACACAGUGCUGUUCAACCAAGAUAGCAGGACCCAGGACUCUGGCCGAGAUGAUGAAGACGAGGAUGGAGAAAAGCCGGGUCCCACACACAGCGGCGGGGAGGAUGAGGCGGAAGGAGAGGAAGAAGAGGAGGUGUUGCAGUGGAGGGGGCCAGAUGAGCUGGAGUUCAGUGAAGAAGGGGGGGGCAGCAGGGUGGUGGCUGCCAGGGAUCUCCAACCAGACAUAAUAUGGGGCCCCUACCCAGGAAUCCUCCAAUCAGAGGGCAGCACAGAGGAUCCUGAUACAGAGAACUCUAGGUUUUCUCUGGUGUGUGACGAUCCAGACUGUUGGAUCAGGCUGCUCCCUCUGACCUCUGAUGCCUCGUCUGCCAACUGCACCAUCUACAGCCAGCGUGAAGAUUUGUUCUGUAAGGUGACCAGGGAGCUUGCAGCUGGUGAAAGGCUCCUGGCGUCCCUGUCCCCACCAAUGGGCCCCUGCUCCUCCCCCCUGCAGGCCCAGCUUUCUCCUCCACUCAGCCUCGUCACCCAGAAACCCCCUGUGGGGGCGGAGGAGUCUCUGUACCCCCCAGCGCUGCGCUCAGAGAUCCAGCUCCUCCCACAGCAGGCUGGAAUGGCCGCCAUCUUGGCUACUGCCAUUGUCAACAAGGACAUUUUCCCAUGCAAGGACUGUGGGAUCUGGUACCGCAGUGAGAGGAACCUGCAGGCCCACCUCAUGUACUACUGUGCCAGCCGGCAGAAGCAGCCAGCUGCAGCCUCGUCGCCACCACAAGACAAACCUAAGGAGUCGUACCCCAACGAACGCGUCUGCCCCUUCCCACAGUGCAACAAGAGCUGCCCCAGCGCCAGCUCCCUGGAGAUCCACAUGCGCACACACAGUGGCGAGCGUCCAUUUGUCUGUCUCAUCUGUCUGUCGGCUUUCACCACUAAAGCGAACUGUGAGCGGCACCUGAAGGUCCACACUGACACACUGAACGGGGUUUGUCAUGGCUGUGGCUUUGUCUCCACAACAAGGGACAUCCUUUACAGCCAUCUGGUCACCAGCCACAUGGUCUGCCAGCCGGGGUCUCACAGUGAGGUCUACUCCCCAGGUCCCGGCCUACCCAAGCUGCCCCUGUCCACUGGUCUCAGUCCAGGAGACUCUGGUGUGGUGCUGAAGUGUCAAGUGUGUGGCCAGAACUCUGACUCACCUGCCCAGCUUCAGCAGCAUGUGCGAACCCACCUAGAGGUUAGGGUCCCAGUCGAAAGGAGCCCCACCCCCUGCCAAAGCACCCCGUCUUCAGUUGACAACCCCCAGCUCCAGCAGUCUCCCCAGGACAGGGAGCCCCUGGCCUGCGUCCCUACGCCAGAAUCGUCCAGUCCUGGUGCAAACGGUGGCUCUGCCACACCUCGAGACUAUAGUCCUAUUGAUGCCCCAUCCACCAAUGUAAAGAUCAAAGAGGAACCUCAUUCAGACUCGGAGGCAGAAGAGCAGCACAUGGAGAUUAUGGAGGCUGGAGAAGAAGAGGACCUGGGUGAAGAGGCAGGAGAUCGAGAAGCAACAAGGAGGACAAAAAAGAAGCAAACAUCCUCCUUCCAAAAAUCCACCUCUCCAAAAAGUCCAGCCACCGCAACUGUAAAGGCAGAACCAAUUAGUCCCACCCCUGGUUCUAGCCCUGUACAUGUCGGUGGUGCAGGGUCAGUUCUUCCUGGAGGAGCAAUGUUCUUGCCUCAGUACAUGUUUAAUCCUGAGGCAGCCAUCCUCCCUCAGGCCUCAGAGAUACUGGCUAAAAUGUCAGAGAUGGUACACAGCCGUCUGAAGCAGGGCCAGAAAGUUCCUCAGAACAACCCGGCUGCAUUCCUACCCUCUGGACCAACUGCAACUACAGCCAUAGCCACUCCUCCUCACAAAGGAGCCACCUGCUUCGAGUGUGACAUCACCUUCAACAACAUCAACAACUUUUAUGCACAUAAGAGGCUGUACUGCUCCAGUAGGCACCAUGCCGAGGGUGAAGCCUCAGCUUCAGACCCUGGGACAACUAGAGAUGCAGCGCCAGCAACACUACCUUCCAGUGGGGCGCAUGGCACGUCAGCAUCACCUCAGGACGGAGCAGCAAGUAGGGCAGCCUCUGCUUCUCCAUCUGACUCUGACCCUCAUGCAGGCAGCGGAGCAACAGAACCCGGGAGGGUCGUGGAAGUGAAGAAAGAAACCCCUGCGGGAAAAGAAGGACUAUCCUCCUCUUCUGAAGGGGAAGGUGGAGGUGGAAGUGUGGGAGGAGGUGGAGGAGGAAGAGCAAGUGAAGGCAGCCAGAGUCCUGCAGGUGGUUUUGCAGAAGAACAAGAAGACGAUCCCAAUACCACCUUCUGCGGAGCCUGCAACAUCCGCUUCAGUCGCCAUGAGAACUACACCGUUCACAAACGCUUCUACUGCGCCUCCCGCCAUGACCCAUCCAACCACCGGUCCCUACACAUGGCCAAGGCGUCCACCACAGCGGCCUUCCUUCCCCAACCCAUCAGGACACGCAAGAGAAAGAAGAUGUAUGAGAUUCAUAUGGCCAGAACUGAAGCGUUAGCCAACGCUGCUGCUGCUGCUGCUGCCGCUGCCGCUGCAACCGCAGCUGCCUCUGCUCCAUCUCCCUCUGUUCUGGGCUUGGCAGUGAAGGAGGAAGGUUCUCCCAGCGGGGCAGGCAGCUCCAGCCCUGAAGGCGACGGCCCCAUUGACCUCAGCAAGAGGCCCCGUCUGAGAGAGGUUCCACGGAACAGCAGCAGCAGUGUUCUCCCAGCCCUGCCACUCACUGACUACCACAAGUGCACCGCCUGCAGUAUCAGCUUCAACAGCAUUGAGAACUACCUGGCUCAUAAAACCUACUACUGCCCUGCCACCACCCUGCAGCCUCACACUUUGGAGCAGCUACACCGGCUCAAGAGAUCAGCCUCUGCCUCUCCCAAAAGCAGGCCUCAGCAGGAGCACCCAGAACUUCUUCACCCUAUAGAGGCUAAAGCUCUGCCAGCUGAGUGGGUUGCCCUGGCUCAAGGCACAUCGUCCAGUCCUCACCCCUCUGCCUUACCAGCCUCUGGCGCCACGUCUCCUCUCCAUACGACCACAACACUGGCAGCCACCCCAGGAUCUGGAGCCAAAGGCAUCGGUGCCUCUCAGGGGGUCUGCCCAUACUGCCCUCACAAGCUCAUCACCUGUGACCUGAUGGAGCACUUCAAGAUGACCCACGGCAUGCUAGUAAGCAUUCAGCCCCCCCAGCAAGGUGGAGCAGUGAGUCGCAGCCCCAGCCUCAGUCCCAGGGAUGGAGCUGCAUCCUCCUCCACUCUCCAGACCAGCCAGCCCAGACUGCGAGUCCACAGAGAGAGCAUCAACGGGCAAGCGAGGAGUGAUUCAGCUUCUCCGGGCUCCCCCCUGGCCAACGGCAGCCCUUCAGCUGGGGGGGGGUCACCUUUGACUGGCUCCCCUCUGCCUGAGUCUCCCCAAAGGGCUCCCUCUCUGACUGUGACCCCUGUGCCUGAGGUCCUGGGGAAGUCGCUGGGGUGUUCCGUCUUUCCAGACAAGGCUGUCCCAAACACAGCUUCCCAUCCCGACUCCACCCCCCAGCCUGCCCCCAUCUCCCCCCCCAAAACCACAGUGAUCUCCCCUGUCCUGAACGGUAACUCACGCUUCUGUAGGCUCUGCAACAUCAAGUUCAGCAGCCUCUCCACCUUCAUAGCUCAUAAGAAAUACUACUGCUCCUCCCACAGCGCUGAACAUGUCAAGUGAUUUCUCACUGCUCCCCCGACUGUACCGUUCUGAGCCUGGGUUCUGCGUCCCAAUGGUGCCAGAAAUGCGCUCAGCUGGCAUGACCAUGAAUGACAAUGAACGACUGUUACUCACCUGACAGGGCCUCAUGCUCCGGAGCAGAGUUCACAGGGGGUGUUACUCACACCGUGAAGGGUCAAAGUCUGGAGUCCACUAAGAGCUCAGACAGAUGCUACCUUUACACGCUGCUGUGCCCCCGUCCCAUUGACCACUCUGUGUCUUUGUACCACAGUCACCAAUUCAACUUCUGCCACUCCCAGGCCUCACAGUUGUUGCAUUGUGGGAUGUUUAAAACAUUUAUGUCACGUCCUCUGACUGUCCCUCUGCUGAACUGUCAGUAACUCGGUUCUGACAUUUGGAGGCAUUUCUGACCAUGACUGAUAACCCAGUGUGUUAAUGCUGGUUAAAUCUCCAGACUUUUCCUGAGCUCUUAAUGUUCCAGACCUGAACAGUGGAAUCAUUUCUCUUGUGUGGAAAGGACUUGAUCACUGUUAAUGUUUUUAUUAUCUGUGCAUAAUGUAUGAUGUCUGAAAACAAGAAUUCUAUUAUACUAUUGUUUCAACACUGGCUCUUUUUUCCUCACUAGAGAAGCUGAAGCGUUUUUAGCUGACAAACAACUAUGCGUUAUCACAAUGUUACUAAUUACUGAAGGAUAAUAUUACAAAAUUGCCUUUUUUUUGUUUCUUUACAUAUAUACACAUUUGUUAUUUUCUCUUCAGAAAAUGCAAGUGAGAAGAAAAUGUGAAAAUAUUUAUCUUUUUAGUCCUCGCUGAUUUCAUGUCAACAGAAAACUAUCUACCUGGUGUCAGAGAGUACUUUUUAUUUGUAUAUUUUUCAUACUGUUGGAAGGAUUUGGAUGUGUUGAAGUGUUUUUCUAAGUGUAGAUAUGUAAAAAAGUAUCUUCUCACAGUAAUCACUGGGAUCACACUGAACUUAUCACAUUAACAUUUGGUGUUCUGGUUAUGAAGUCUAUCAUUGGUAGUGCACAGCCCCCCCCCCCCCCCUAUAUUUUGCUGAGAAUAAAGUGGGCUGAUUUUAGGGGAAACAAAUUCCACAUUUUCAAUCAAAGUCUCUUUAGGUUCCAGCCCCCAGACCGGGAUUUUGCUUUCCACCACACACAACUUCACAGUAUUGUUGCACAAGGCCUUUUGAUACAUACUCUGAGAAAUGUUUCUACCACACAUAAACAGUCAUAUCUUUCCUUUUUAAAUUAUUGUGGUUCUGUCCGGCAAUGAAGGCAUAGCAGGGAUCAGUACACUGUAGGUUAUGCACAUACAGUGUGGCAUUUGGUAUGUGUUAGAAAGAGACUGUUCUCUUUUUUCCAUCUUUAUCCACCUGUCGUGCACACACCCUUGCACACACAGUUUACGCCAUGUUCCCAUGCUGCAGUUGCAAUACAGUGUUAGUUACAACUGUGAAAUGUUUUUUUUUUUUCAAAUAUUGAUGCAAACUUACCGAUGUACAGUAAGGUCCAUCCUAUGUUUUUAAAGUCCAAUUUAUUUUUAUUUUAUUUAAGUCGCCAAUAGCCAAUACUGCAUCCAGAUGCUGAAUUCAUUUGGUUUUCACUCCUGACAGAAUUGAUUUGGAGAAAUAUUGUCAUACCUGUUUAUGUUGUUUUUGUACACUAAGGGACACCAGAACAAGCUGUAAACACAACAAUAGUUCAUAUUAUCAUCAAACAAAGUUGUUGUGGCGAAUGUGGCACUGUUAGUUUCUCAUUAACUGAAUGAUGUUCACCCCCCACUCCCCUUUCCAAAACUGAUAGAUUGUGGGAUAUUUUCAUCAUGAUCACAGCUCCUGGUUCACUUCCUGCUCUGAUGUGGUCUGAAGCAGAGUGUUUACAAUAUACUGGUCUGUCACUCUCAGUUCAGCAGGAGAUAUUCGAGCACAAAGUCAGUAAGUUAGUCCCAGGAGAAAUAACGGAGUGCUUGAUAAUCAUCCUGCACCUGCACUGUGUUGUUCAAAAUGUGCUGAAUGUUUUAGUUGUAGGGACUUACUUACCUUUGUGAUGUAUUUAUGUUAUGAAGAUCUUUGUCCGUCCAAAGUGCGUUAGCUUGAAGGAUUUUCUGAACCAUUUUGAACAUUUUUAAACUAUAUGUAAAGACAUUUCUUCUUAAUGAUUCCUCUGAUCAUAAUGGAAAAUCACAGUGAAUGUCAAAGCUUUUAUUUCCAUACUUUCCAUUUCAUUUCAGUUUCAUUACACUCUUGUUCAAACUAUGCAUGGGAAAUAAAAAAAAAGUUCUGAGAGACA
Molecule: messenger RNA, 6695 nt
Organism: Eleginops maclovinus (Patagonian blennie)
Lineage: Eukaryota; Metazoa; Chordata; Actinopteri; Perciformes; Eleginopidae
Gene: zfpm1
Product: zinc finger protein, FOG family member 1
Exons: 9
Coding region: 503-4405 (1300 amino acids)
Biological process (GO): heart development; negative regulation of transcription by RNA polymerase II; positive regulation of transcription by RNA polymerase II
Cellular component (GO): nucleus
Molecular function (GO): RNA polymerase II-specific DNA-binding transcription factor binding
Source: RefSeq, a predicted model, not a curated record